ACAGCUAUUCUCUCUCAUUCCCUGGUAAAAAAUUCCUCCAUUGCUUUUCAAGCAAACCUUGUAUGACUUUCCAGAUUCUUUUACCCUAUUAGCCUUCUUUCCUUCUGUCUAUGUUUUCCCUCUGUUUUCUUAACACAAUCUCCUAGCUUUGUAUAUUCUAUAUGUAUAAAGACGCUUCUGCUUGAAUCAUAGAAUGAGCAGUGAAGCGUUGAUGGAGAAACCAAUGAGUGGAAAGUGCCGCUGCCGACACCAAUCCUGGUACCUUGUUUUGAUCUCUUUUCUUUUAUGGUUUACAUUGUUUUACUUGUAUUCUUCGUCUAUAACGUUUGGCAAGAACGGAGAUAGUUUCUUAGGCAACAACCAUACGGAUUUUGUAGAGUCAUCUGAGUCUUUUCAUGAUGUUGCUAGACAAGAAACAGGAGAUUCUACUGAUGUUACAGAUGUCAGUGGUGGAGAUAAUGUGGAAGAGGCCAGUAAUGAACCAGAAAAAGAGCCAAAGCCAAUGAGUUUUUCCGUUGAUGGGGCUGAAAAUGUUGAUCAGGUAUUGGCUUUGGACAAAGAUUUGGAAGCUGACAACCAAACAAUGGCUGAAGAGAAUGAAACUGAAUCUGUGGAUAUAUUUUCUGGCAAAGAAAAUGGAGAUGAUCAAUUAAGUAUUGAAGCAGUUAAUACCAGGGAUGAGGAUAAUAAACCUUUUGAUCCAUCUUCAAUGGAAGAAAAAGGAACGGAAGAAGUGGCCAAACAAAAGGGAACUGAGAGUGUUUCCGAACUACAAAGAGAAGAGAAUGAAGAUCAACCUGUUGACUCAUUUCCCAUUGUCAAGAGCAAAAGGGAAAGGGCCAAGCCUUCCAGGGGAAGAAAUGGGAAUAAACCUGCUGAUUCCUCUCCAGUCGUGGAGAAAAGAAUAGAAAACGUUGCUGUGGAAAUACCAAGAAGACAAAAUGUGCUAAGAGCUAAAUCUGAUUCUUCUUCCUGUUCCGGGCGAUACAUAUAUAUUCAUGAUCUCCCCAGGAAAUUCAAUGAAGACUUACUAGACAACUGCCGGUCACUUAGUUUCUGGACAGAUAUGUGUGAGUGCGCAUCGAACCUUGGCCUAGGUGCCACUCUUCCAAGUAAUGAAAAGCUUUACUCAAGAACAGGCUGGUUUGCUACAAACCAAUUCUUAUUAGAAGUCAUUUUCCACAACAGAAUGAAGCAGUACAAGUGCUUAACUAAAGAUCCAUCUGUCGCUUCAGCAAUCUAUGUUCCAUACUAUGCUGGCCUUGAUGUUGGUCGCUACCUUUGGGAUCCUGAUGGGUUUAUGAGAGACUAUGAUGCAGUUAAUCUUGUCAAGUGGCUCGCUGCAAGACCUGAAUGGAAAAAAAUGUGGGGUCGAGACCAUUUCCUGGUAGCAGGAAGAAUUAAUUGGGAUUUCAGGAGAGAUCCCAAAAACGAGUCUGAUUGGGGCAAUGAGCUUCUGAAUUUUCCUGAAUCAAAGAAUAUGACAAUGUUGGUAAUUGAGUCAAGUCCAUGGAACAACAAUGACUUCGCGAUACCAUAUCCGACAUAUUUUCAUCCUUCAAGAGAUGAUGACGUGUUUCAAUGGCAGAACAGAAUGAGAAGACAGAAAAGGCGAUUCUUGUUCUCUUUCGCGGGUGCACGAAGGCCUAAUCUCCAUGAGUCUAUCCGCAAUGAAAUUAUUGAUCAGUGCCUAGCUUCAAGAAGGAAAUGCAGGUUCCUUGAAUGUGAUAAAAGCCAGAAGUGCCACAAGCCAGUUUAUUUGAUGAAGUUGUUUCAAAGUUCUGUGUUCUGUUUACAGCCUCCAGGGGAUUCCUACACCAGGAGGUCAAUAUUUGAUUCAAUUUUGGCUGGUUGCAUUCCAGUUUUCUUCCAUCCAGGUUCAGCUUAUGUUCAAUAUAUAUGGCAUUUCCCCAAGGAUUAUACCAAAUACUCCGUGCUGAUACCGGCAAAUGAUGUGAAAUCUGGGAACGCCAACAUUGAAAGAAUACUGCAACGAAUCCCGAGAGAGAAAAGAGUAGCUAUGAGGGAGGAGGUUAUAAGGUUGAUUCCAAAGGUGAUAUAUGCAGACCCCUCAUCAAGAUUGGGGACUAUCGAAGAUGCAUUUGAUCUCACAAUUAAAGGAGUUCUUGACAGAGUUGAGACGGUGAGGAACCAAAUGAGAGAUGGGCAACCAGUGAAUUCCGAAUUUGAUGAACAAGAGUCUUGGAAGUAUUUCACAUUUGGGAAACUAGGGGUCCAUGAAUGGGACCCCUUUUUUUCAAGCAAACUUGGGAAACCUGGCACAUGAAUAUGAUAAAGAGGGGGGCGGGGUUCCAUGAAUGUCAAGUUAGGGACAAGUAUUAGCAAAAGAACUAGAGGAAGAAACAAAGAGGUUUUUGUUUUGUUGUAGUUGUAAAUACUAUAUCAAUUUAGAAUACGUUCUUGAAAGUGUUUCUGUGGUUGUCUUUUGCAAUGAGUAGUGACUUUUCGGUAGGUUCUCUUCCAUUGAUGCAUGAUUGUGUAUUUGCUUAACAAGU
Molecule: messenger RNA, 2516 nt
Organism: Theobroma umbraticum
Lineage: Eukaryota; Viridiplantae; Streptophyta; Magnoliopsida; Malvales; Malvaceae
Product: Exostosin family protein
Molecular function (GO): glycosyltransferase activity
Source: RefSeq, a predicted model, not a curated record